UUGGAACCACGGGUUUCAGAGGGCAGUAAUAACAACGAAUACCGGGAGUUCGGAGUACACGGGUUCUGAUAGAAUACGGGCCAGCAAUCUAGCGAACUAGGGGAACACAGGUGCUUUGGGCUGCUGGUUGGGCAAAUGAGCUUUCCUUUCACCUAUCACCUAGCGUAAACGGUAAUUAGACCGUAGCGACGCCACCAAACGUGCGUCUUUCUAGUCAUCACAUAGCGACAAAAGAAACCGAACGAGAGUAAGCCAAAUAUUGUGGUGGCUGAGCUGCGGUGUUUGCAGUAAAUUCGUCCCUAACCAAGAGUUAAUUGUUGGAUUAUAAGAUGGAUCAAGUAACGAAGCUACGCAUGAACCUGGAGAAACAGGAAAGCCUCAUAAAGUUGGGCAUCCUGACAACAGCGGCUAUUCUGUCUUUCUCGACGCGUCUUUUCUCCGUCCUGCGGUUCGAGAGUGUCAUCCACGAGUUCGAUCCGUACUUUAACUACCGCACCACGAAGCAUCUUGCAGAGCAGGGGUUUUAUAAUUUUCACAACUGGUUUGAUGAUCGAGCGUGGUACCCGUUGGGCCGCAUCAUCGGUGGCACUAUCUAUCCCGGUUUGAUGGUCACCUCGGCCGUCCUGUAUCGUCUGAUGUGGCUGGUGAACAUUACCGUCGAUAUACGGAACGUGUGCGUCUUUUUGGCUCCAUUCUUUUCUUCGCUUACCACCAUCGUCACGUACCUGCUGACGAAGGAAAUUCACAGCAGCGGUGCAGGACUCGUGGCAGGUGCCAUGAUAUCGAUUGUGCCUGGAUACAUUUCGCGUUCAGUUGCUGGAUCGUAUGAUAAUGAAGGUAUCGCCAUAUUUUGCAUGCUGCUGACUUACUACACCUGGAUUAAGGCGGUAAAGACCGGCGCAAUACUGUGGGCAACGUUUGCCGCACUGGCUUAUUUCUACAUGGUAUCCUCGUGGGGCGGCUAUGUGUUUCUUAUCAAUCUUAUUCCGCUGCACGUACUAGCGCUGAUGGCGACAGGACGCUUUACGCAUCGGGUUUACAUCGCAUACAGUACGCUCUACACAAUCGGCACGAUACUUUCGAUGCAGAUUUCGUUCGUCGGAUUUCAACCGGUGCAAAGCUCGGAGCAUAUGCUUGCGUUCGGUGUGUUUGGUCUAUGUCAGCUACAUGCAUUCGUCGAUUAUGUACGGUCUGCCGUACCGAAGGAACACUUCGAAACACUAUUCCAAGCCCUCAUCGUGACGAUAGCGUCCGUGGCCGCACUGACAGGGCUGGCGCUAACCGUGACGGGUAAAAUUUCCCCCUGGACCGGACGGUUUUACUCCCUGCUCGAUCCGUCCUACGCGAAAAAUCACAUCCCCAUCAUCGCGUCCGUAUCCGAGCAUCAGCCAACGUCUUGGUCGUCGUUUUAUUUCGACCUGCAAAUACUAGUGUUUCUGUUUCCGGCUGGACUGUACUUCUGUUUUUCCAAGCUAUCAGACGCAAACAUCUUCAUCAUCCUGUACGGAGUGACUAGCAUCUACUUUGCGGGCGUUAUGGUGCGUCUGAUGCUGGUACUUGCACCAGUGAUGUGCAUUCUGUCCGGCAUUGCCAUCUCGCAUCUGCUGACUAAGUACAUCCGCAACAUGGACGCGGGUGGAGCCGGUAUUGCUACCGUCACGGAGGGCAGCAAUCGUAAGACGAAAGCGCGUUACGAGCAGCAGUCGUCGGUGAAAAAUGAGGUUGCAAUUGGCUUUGUACUGCUUGUCACCUUCCUGCUCAUCACGUACACGUUCCACUGCACCUGGGUUACGUCCGAGGCAUACAGUUCGCCUAGCAUUGUGCUGAGUGCCCGCUCGCAAGACGGUGGAAGAAUUAUUUUUGACGAUUUCCGUGAGGCGUACUAUUGGCUGAAGAUGAAUACACCUGAGGACGCACGUGUAAUGUCUUGGUGGGAUUACGGCUACCAAAUAACGGCAAUGGCAAACCGUACCAUACUUGUGGACAAUAAUACUUGGAACAAUACUCACAUUUCUCGCGUGGGUCAAGCAAUGGCAUCAACCGAAGAAAAAGCGUACGAAAUAAUGAAAGAGCUGGACGUAGACUACGUUCUGGUGAUCUUCGGUGGAUUAACUGGCUACUCGUCGGAUGAUAUCAAUAAAUUCCUUUGGAUGGUUCGUAUUGGCGGCAGCACGGAUCGUGGCGCUCAUAUUAAGGAGAUGGACUACUAUGCACCGAGUGGAGACUUUCGAAUCGAUAAGGAAGGAUCGCCCGUUCUCCUUAACUGUUUGAUGUAUAAAAUGUGCUACUAUCGCUUCGGUCAGGUAUAUACGGAGGGUGGGAAAGCGCCCGGGUACGAUCGGGUCCGGGGAGCUGAGAUUGGGAACAAAGACUUCGAGCUAGAUGUGUUGGAGGAAGCAUACACGACCGAGCACUGGCUGGUGCGAAUUUAUAAGGUGAAAGAUCUUAGCAAUCGUGGCGUUUAAGCGCACCAAUGCACCUAAUUCUUCGCUUUCUUCAAAUCUUUCGAUAUGUCAACAUACUUAACUUUUCACUUUACAAGUUCGUUUCGUCAAUACUAUAUUAAAUUUUUUCCAAAUACUUCAUUUAAUAGGCCAAACUUAAAUAGGGCAAAACGAACAAAUUACAUACGUGACCGAUUCCAAUAAUUGUAAUUGCAGUGUUUGACCGGAUAGAGAUAUUUGGCAUCGUGUUAUAUUGUUUUUUUAUACUUGUUCCAUACUUUUUUCUUUAUUUACAUCUUGGAAUUCUUCACGUGAUAAAAGCAUUUAUUUUUAUUUUCAAUACCAGUGGUUUAUAUAUCCCAAAGUGAACUUUAUGUUAUCCAUAGUCCGAGAAUGCUGUCCAUUUCAAUCCCUUCCAAAACCAGAAACAACCUUAAAGCGCACACGGUUAGCAUCCGACCAUAAAGGAGUUUCCCCACAUACAACAGUAAAUUGACCAUGGCAAUGAUGAGGAUAAUUGAAGAUUUCUGAGGAAAUCAUUCCACACACACAAACACACAAAACGCACGAGAGAGCAAUAGGUAAAGUGAAACACACUCACAAUACUGCCACUCAAGAAAUCAAAAUAUCCUUUCAAAAAUUUAAA
Messenger RNA from Anopheles moucheti, 3090 nucleotides. RefSeq names its product dolichyl-diphosphooligosaccharide--protein glycosyltransferase subunit STT3A (gene Stt3A). The transcript is spliced from 4 exons. Gene Ontology annotation, cellular component: membrane. Gene Ontology annotation, molecular function: dolichyl-diphosphooligosaccharide-protein glycotransferase activity. Lineage: Eukaryota; Metazoa; Arthropoda; Insecta; Diptera; Culicidae. Gene Ontology annotation, biological process: post-translational protein modification. The coding region runs from base 330 to 2465 and encodes 711 amino acids. The record is from RefSeq and is a predicted model, not a curated record.